AUGGGAUCUAAAUUGAGUAUAGAUAAGCAUGUUUCAAACUUAGAAGACAUUUUAGAACUCAAUACGAAAUUAUUAGAGAAGAUUAAAUUCGAUAGUAACAUUCCUGAAAGCAUAACUUAGCACUUAAAAGUAUAUAUAUUUCAAAAUAAUCAGAUUUGGAAAUUUUAAGAGGAGAAGCACCCUUUAAAGAAGGUUAGAUCUGAACCAAUAAAUUUAAGUACUAUUUAGACAAGUGGUUUUAAUUUUCUUUCAACUGAAUGUUAUCUGGUAUUAUUGGUAUAUAAGAAAGCUUAAGAAGGUAAAAUUGUAUAAUUAAUAUAGAGUAUAAUCAAUUCACAAACUUUCCACAUCAGAUGUGGGGUGUUGUUGAAUCUUAUUCUAAUUUGACCCCUAGAGGAUUAGAAGAACCAGUGGCAGCAUCUGAAAGUCAUCUUGAAUCAUUUUUGUUACCUUAAAGAUAAUAAAAUCCAUCGACUUCAAAUAUUUAUGAGUAUAUGAUAUUUGUAUGGAAUGGGAAAACUGCUAAUCCAUUAAUAAAAGCAUCAGCAUUAUCAAAUGCUUUUGAAUUAGAAAAUUUGUUAAAUAGAGGAAGAGACCCAUUACUUGAAAUCCUAUUUAGUGGUGGCAUUAUUAAAAAUAAAAAAUUAUCUAAAGGAUCGAUAUUAACAUUAUAAAGUAGUGCAUAAACAUCAUUACCUACAAAUAUUGAAGGUGAAAAUUAAGUUAGAGAAACUGUAUAUUUAUUUAAUUUUCUAUUUCCUAUUCCAGAAAAGAAGAAGGAGUUCUCUAAAUUAGCAGAUUUUCUAGCAAAAAAAUAAAAUACAUAAGCAUAUGCUAAAUAAUUUAUACAUGUUGAUUUAAAUGAUGAACAAAUUCAAAAUACAAAUAACAAUAAAAUAUUUUAAAAGCCAAAAUUUAAUUUAAGAGAAUCUUUAACUAGUAGAGAUGCAUAACCUAGAGAUGCAUUUAAAGAAUUAGCAUUACCUAGAAGAAAUUCUAAUGAAAUUAAAAAUAAAAUAAAUGAAAUUUCAGUUGAAGGAUCUCCAUCUAUUUCUAAAGAAAGUUCAAAACCAAUUUCUAGUCGUUCAAGAGAAAAUAAUAGAUAUGAAGAUAUUAGUCCUUAAUAGAAGCCAAUUAUACUUAAUAAUAAUAAUAAUAAUACGUUUUAAUUUAAUUUACCUACAUAAAUGAAAAAUAAAGUACCUGCAAUAAACAUUCCAAAACUUGAUUUAAAUUGUAAAACAUAAUCACAAGAAGUCAUUAUUGGUGUUCCAUUAAUUGAAGGUGUAGAAUUUAAUGAAAAUGAAAAAGUGAAGCCGAUGAAACUACCAUUAGCAAGUUUGAAAUUAUAAAGAGAUGAUACUACAUAUUAAGAUAUAGAAUAGGAAGAUUCAAAUGGAUUUAAUUUUGAUAUUAGAGAUACUGACAGAAAAAAACUAAAAAUUUAACAUUUUGCAGAAUAAUGUUCAUCUGUAAUACCUAAUUUUUUAUAUGUUGGAGGUGAAUAGAUAGCAUAUAAUAAAGAAGUCUUAAAAUAAAUAGGUGUUACUCAUGUAGUAAAUUGUGCAGGUGAUGUAUGUAAAAAUAAAUAUCCUGAUGAUUUCUUUUAUUAGACUUAUUAUUUAAAAGAUUCUAAAACUGAAAAUAUUGAAUGCAUUUUUUAUGAAGUUAUAGGUAUUAUAGAAAAUGCAAAGAAGAAUAAUGGAAAAGUAUUGAUUCAUUGUGUAUAAGGAGUAUCAAGAUCAGUUUCUUUAUGUAUUGCUUAUUUAAUUAUAUCUCAAUAAAUUACAUAUUCUUAAGCAUUUGAUAUAAUAAAGAAGAAUAGAGGAGUAGCAUCCCCAAAUAUGGGAUUUACUGUUUAAUUGUUAUUAUUUUAAAAGCGUUUAUAAGCAUCAUAUGAUAGUAUACCUAUUGCUCCAAGAGUAUUUGCAGUUGGAAGAGGAGUUAGUGGACCUUAGAGUAUUGUAUGUAGAAUGUUAAUGGAUUAAUUAUAUUCUGGUAAAGUUUUGAGAACAUUUGAUAGUAGAGGAGUCUUUUUAGUACUUACAGAACAUGAUUUAUACUUAUGGAUUGGACCUUAAUGCAAUAAAACAGAAAAGUAUUUCAAUUUUAUAUCAUAGAUUCAUUCAAUAUGCACUUGAUUAUACUAAAUUUUUGAAAUAAUUUGAAAAAGCACCUAAUAUAUAACCUAUUUUAAUGGAAGCUGAAAAUGAAUCAGAUAUUUUUUGGGGUUUAUGGGGUAUUGUUGGAAAACCAGCAAUUAUUUGUUAAAAAAUAAGAGAAUGGGAUUAAUGGUAUGAAGAAGUUGAUGAAAAUGAAUUUAAUAAAGAAAAAGAAUCAAAUAUAUAAUUAUAUAGUUCUGAUAGGGUAGAAGAAACUCAUGUUGAAAAAAAAGCGUUUUAUAUCUAUCCUAAUUCAGAUGAUUAUUUAUUGAUAUUUGAUCUAGAAGAUUUGGAUUAAUCUUAAUUAUUCAUUUUAAUUAAAGAAAUUAAUUAAUAAGUACUUUAAGUAUAUGUUUGGAGAGGAUAAGAAUGGGCUGGAAAUGAUGAUGUAAUAUAUCUAUUCAUUAUUCUAGGACGAGUAAUAUUUUGUUCAUGAAAUUAUAAGCAAAAAUUAUUCAUACAUUAAUGAAAGAAAUAUUUACGUAUUCUAAGAAGUAACUAUGAUACUUUUAUAAAUUAGGAACCUAAUGAUGAAAGUGAUGUAUUUCUUGACUGCUUUUCAUGA
Paramecium sonneborni is the source of this 2727-nucleotide messenger RNA. The record is from the annotation of a GenBank genome assembly. Lineage: Eukaryota; Ciliophora; Oligohymenophorea; Peniculida; Parameciidae.